Xiphophorus couchianus (Monterrey platyfish) is the source of this 2867-nucleotide messenger RNA. It is a transcript of the gene p2rx5, whose product is annotated as purinergic receptor P2X, ligand-gated ion channel, 5. Gene Ontology annotation, molecular function: purinergic nucleotide receptor activity; extracellularly ATP-gated monoatomic cation channel activity. Bases 154 to 1527 code for a protein of 457 amino acids. Gene Ontology annotation, biological process: response to ATP; calcium ion transmembrane transport. The transcript has 12 exons. NCBI's taxonomy places the organism in Eukaryota, Metazoa, Chordata, Actinopteri, Cyprinodontiformes, Poeciliidae. The record is from RefSeq and is a predicted model, not a curated record. Gene Ontology annotation, cellular component: plasma membrane.
ACCUCACACUGACUUCUGGGAUGCGAGCAGCAGCGUUUCGCAGCCAAUGUCUGUCUAUCGCAUGACAAGUGACCCGGCUGCAGCGUAUCAGCGGGGACAGAGAGAGGCUGCGACCUGCUGCUGUCUCAUUUUGGUUUCGGCGAGGCGCGACAAAUGGCAGGCUGCGGGGGCUUCUUCUUCUCUCUCCUCAACUACAAGACAGAGAAAUAUGUCAUUGCCGAAAACAGGAAAAUCGGGCUUUUGUUUCGGCUCUAUCAGCUGGCGGUGCUCGGAUACAUAAUCGGAUGGGUGUUUGUGAUGAAGAAAGGGUACCAAGAGAGGGAGGAUGCAAUCCAGACUUCAGUCAUCACCAAGCUCAAAGGCGUGUCUCUGACCAACUCCUCGGACACAGGACCUUACCUGUGGAGCGCAGAGGAUUACGUCAUACCUCCAAAUGGUGAGCAGGUGUUUUUUGUAGUAACAAAUUACAUAAAGACCCCGAAUCAGAGGCUGGGCUUCUGUGCUGAGAGUUUUAAGGUACCAGAUGGACGAUGUCAGAGCGACGACGACUGCCCAGAGGGGGAAAGUGUGACAGCUGGACAUGGAAUAAAGACAGGCUUGUGUUUGAACAGCACAGGGACCUGUGAGCUUCACGCUUGGUGUCCUAUCGAAAACAGUCAGAGGCCAACAGAGCCAUUACUGAGGGAAGCAGAAAACUUCACCAUCUACAUCAAGAACUUCAUCCGGUUCCCCAAGUUUGAUUUCUCAAAGUCAAAUGUCCUUGAAACAUCUGAUGAGGGCUACCUAAAGAGAUGCUUCUAUGAUAUAGAGAACCAUCCCUACUGCCCCAUCUUCCGCCUCAGAGAUCUGGUCAGCAGAACGGGGCAUGACUUCCAGGAGAUGGCUGUUAAGGGCGGCUCUAUCGGUAUUCUCAUCGAGUGGAACUGCGACCUGGAUAAGGACUCGUCAGAGUGUAAUCCACAGUACAGCUUCACCCGUUUGGACAUGAACUUAAACAACUCUGUUACAUCAGGAUACAACUUCAGACAUGCGAGAUAUUACAAAGAUCAAAACGGUGAAACUUUUCGCACACUGUACAAAGUGUUUGGGAUUCGAUUUGACAUCAUGAUCAAUGGGAAGGCUGGAAAAUUCAGCAUCGUUCCUACAAUAAUUGCGUUUGGCUCAGGUGUUGCCCUGAUGGGUAUCGGAGCCUUUGUGUGUGAUAUGAUACUUCUCUACAUGAUGAACACAAGCUCCUACUACCGAGAGAGGAAAUUUGAAAUAAUCAACUUUAAAAGAGAGAAAAAUAAACAGAAGGACGAUAAAGCAAGCAACCGGGAUAGGAAAUCCAGAAAAGCCGGCGUGGACAAAGAUGCAGCCAACUCUAUCAAAAAACCGGAGGAAACUGAACUAACGGUGGAGACGUCUGCUCCUGAGGAGAAACGGGGUCCCACCGUUCCACGCAACACGGGGCAGCGAUACUCAGCCGUCCAGUCCAAACAAGGCGCGGCGCCAAAGCAUCACAUCAGUUUCUCUUCGCACAACUAGCAUGGGGGGCAACUGAAGACUACUGGACUGCAGACGUCUCUUUAACGCUGCGGAAGGUGGAUCCCAGUGUCAGACUGACGUCUGCUGAUGGCCCGGUCCCUGACUGAUGCGCUGAAGGAGGGAAAUCUCAAAUGUUCUGCAGCACGAGGGACCAGGCAGUCAUAGGAGGAGGGUGAUCGUUAUGUUCAAUGAGUUAAACUAAAACUUUAUCAAGAGUUGAAUGUUUAUCAAGACUUAGUCACUGACAAGAAUCGCUAAAUACGGGGCGUGCUGUGGUGGCGCAGGGGGUUAGCACGCCCCACGUUUGGAGGCCUUAGUCCUCGACGCGGACGUCGCGGGUUCGACUCCCGGUCCCGACGACCUUUGCCGCAUGUCUUCCCCCCUCUCCUCACUCUCCUUCCUGUCUGCCUACUGUAGAAAAAAAACUGCGUCACUGUUACAUCUGUAUACUCCAAAGGCUUGGCAGUCGUACGAUGCAAGCACCCAACCUCAUAUCAAACGUACAUUUGUGUUGCGACCUGUAAAAUAAUCGUCCAACUUGUAAAGUCAAAACUUCCUUUGGUAUCUGUUUUACAAAAACUGAAUCACUUUAAUUUUACAUCACUGGUCUUACGAGAAGCAAAUCCACUAUGGGAUAUCGGGGCCAUUGCAGAUAGAAAAAACUCACAUUUUAAAACUAAUCUUAAACAUUUUACAAAAAAAGGAAAUAAAUCAAUAACUUUAAUAAUUAAAAAGUAACUUGAGUUUCAAAAGUUACAAAUUUUUGACUUUUGAAACUAAAAUUUAUUUCCAGAAAACUUGAGUUUUUUUAGGCAGAAAUAUCCUUUUAUUUUUUUACUCUACAAUAAUCCAUUGUACAAACCUGAUUAUUUUCUGCUGGAUUUUUCUUUUGUCAAGAUUGCAAUUUGUUACAGUAAAACAAUGACCCUUGUGAAUAUCCUUAAGCUUUUCUUAAAACUAAGCCAUUUGAGUAAAAUGUGAACAUUUUUGAGCGGAAGAUGUAGAAAUAGAAAAGGUCAGGGUUCAACGCCAUGAUUUGUAACAGACGUGUCAAAGAUGCUUUUGGAAGCAAUAUGUAAAAAGAAAAAAAAAAAAAAAGUUUUUUCCUGUUGGACACUAUUUAAUGAAAAUGAUUUAUGUGAACUGUUGAUGCUGCUACUCUAUCUGCAAUUUGAUUUCCAGCCAGUAGCUACAGCGUGUUCUGUUCAUGUAAAUGAAGCCGUCUGCUGUGUGUGUCUUAGUUCUCUGUGGUUGGUUGUGUUUGAAUGAAUGCUGAGUUUUUUCAGUAUGUUCUACAUAAUGUUGAUUUACUGCCUGACUCAUUAAGAGAUUAAUGCAAA